GCCGCCGCAGAUCGAGCACGCGAGAUACCCGUUGACGUGGCACCGGGUAGUUGCACGAGGUUCUGAUCGGGUCGGGUCGGGUCGGUUCGGUUCGGUACGAGGGAAACAGUGUGUUUCGCCUGGGAAAGUCCUUUCUGGAAGCUGUUCGAGCGAAAUCGGCCGGCUCUUCUCGGAACCACCGAUUCGGACGCGUUCGCGCCGAGUCGGACGGCCUCGCGGCGAAGUUAAUCGCCUACGUACACAAAGCUGUGAAACGCCUUCAAACCGAGUCAAACAACGGCGUUGCGAUCGAUCGGUAGGAAAGAGAGCCGAGCGAGCCGGCUUCGUGUCCCAGAGUAGUUUCGCCGCGGCGAAACGCGAGCGGACGGGAAUAUUUCAGAAGAAGAAUCGGCCGGAAGCGGAGCGGGGCGAACGAGGUUUGUCGCUAUGAGACGGCUGGAUUAAUCGCGGCUGGCGGAACAGAAGAUAGGGGCGAGGGAGAGGAAGAGAGGAAUAGAGAGAGAGUGAGAGAGAGAGAGAGAGAAAGAGAGCGGCUCGGUGGUUGUGCAGGCAUCCGAGGGACGUGACUCGACUCGAACGGACAAGAUCGACGAACCCGCCGACAUCGACGGAUUUCCUGGCACACACGCGAGGACACCGGGACAGGGCACGUUGACGCGACAGGGCUCGCCGCAAGAAAUCAACCCUAUCGAUCCCCGGCCGACCUAGAAUCGAUCUCUCGCGCCGUGCGAGAACGAAGCUGGACUCGGCGAGGAAAACAAAUUCGGGACGGGUUCUAGGCUCGGCGCCGAGGAAACGGGAUCGACCGGCUCGUUGUCCUAACCCGAGCGCGCGUAACCGCCCUGUGAAACACGUUCUGUUCACCGUGCCGCCGACCGGGCCGGGCUGCCCUCGGUCCAGAUAAUCGAGAUUUCCCGCGGCACGCGCCGACACCGCCGAUCCUCACAGCCGCGGGGACAACACUGAUCGAGCCAUUCGAUCGAGGAAACGAUGAACUGCCAGAGAACUGCUAGCCCCGCUACCCACCAAAAAGACCACCCGCCGAGCGGACCGCCACGAUUUUCCAGCGCUUAGGGUGCCAGACAGAUCGAGAGGAAAAUGUCGGUCGAGAUCAGAGCGGGUCGACCAACGAUGCCGACUAUACCGCAGUCGAAGAGACCGACGAUUCUAGUGUAUCCAACAGUGACUCCGGAGAGCAUCAUUAUACCGAUCGUAUCGUGCAUCCUUGGAUUCCCGUUGCUGGCGCUCAUGGUGAUCUGUUGCCUGAGGAGGCGGGCGAAGCUCGCCAGGGAACGGGCCAGGAGGCGAAACUGCGAUCUGGAUCACGGUGCUCUGAGCCUCGUCCGUUUCAGUCCCGUUCAUCGCUUAGUGGGAAUUGAUCGUCCGACGAGAGCGGUGUCGCUACGAAGCGAUCGAGACUCGCGCACGUUCCCAUCGCUGGAAUUGGAUACGGUGGUCGAGGAGAGAUCGGAUCCUGAACAGAGCACCGCACUAGAACUUAGCAGUCCAGACUAGCAUCCAGCUUUGGUACCGCCCAGGUCUCCUCGACCAGCGAAAUCGGCGGUGCCACUGCCUGUAGAUCACAGUCCAUUGUGGACGGCUUUGACGCAUGCAAAUUCCGUAUCGUCCGUUCUCGGAGAUACCUAGCAGGAGGUUGAGGAGGGCGGCUACAUCGAAGCCCUCGUCCUCGAUCUACCAAUCAUCUACUAGUCAACAAACGAACGUUGUCCACCUUUGGAAAUGUGAAGAUCUGUCUGCCUUCGACUCGAAGAACGCGAGGCUGUACCACGAAAAGUGCCACAACACGAACUAGUUUGAAAGAUUAGAAGCGUUACGAAAAUGAAAAAAGAAGAUAAAAGAAACUAUAAUGAACUGUAUAAACACAUCUGACACGCGCGACAUACAUAAACUAAGGCGAACUAAAUUUUUUACCGGCAUACUUGUCAAAGCACGCUAUAACCAUCCCGCUUUUUACAUGACGAAAGUUACUUAAUGAGAUAAUGUACGUGUACGCCUACAAGUAUGUUAAUGUAAAUACGAAUUUGUUAAAAUCGUGUACAAAAAGAAAAUGAAGAAAUAAAUGAUCAAAAUGUAUAAAUGAAGCGUUGUGAACAGUAGUAUUGCAUACGCAGGAUUCACUGUCCAUCACGCGAAUGAAAUCGCCGAUGUGUGUAUAUACAUGCCAAGCAUGGACUAAUUACAACGGUAUUUGUAUCUAUAUUAUUUAAGCUAAUUAAUCCCUAUAAUUUAAUAUAUUCUCUGUGUAAUGUUCUCGUUACGUUCUAAAACAGCUUCGUUCAAAUGAAUUAUGUAUACAUUCGUACUCUUCUCACAGCAUACAACCUCCAAAGCCUUAGCACAACAACCUUACAGUAAAUUGCGCGCAGCAAACAGUGUAUGAUACACGCGAAAGUCUUCCAAAAUAAAUGAUUAAACUACGA
Messenger RNA from Megalopta genalis, 2441 nucleotides. RefSeq lists its product as uncharacterized. NCBI's taxonomy places the organism in Eukaryota, Metazoa, Arthropoda, Insecta, Hymenoptera, Halictidae. The record is from RefSeq and is a predicted model, not a curated record.